Octopus sinensis (East Asian common octopus) is the source of this 6672-nucleotide messenger RNA. Its product is annotated as transportin-1. The transcript is spliced from 23 exons. Gene Ontology annotation, cellular component: nucleus; cytoplasm. Lineage: Eukaryota; Metazoa; Mollusca; Cephalopoda; Octopoda; Octopodidae. Gene Ontology annotation, molecular function: nuclear import signal receptor activity; small GTPase binding. The coding region runs from base 136 to 2799 and encodes 887 amino acids. The record is from RefSeq and is a predicted model, not a curated record. Gene Ontology annotation, biological process: protein import into nucleus.
UAUUUCUAUGUAGUAAGUUGCGAGGUAGAUGUUAUACUCUAUCGUUUACGAUCAACUAAUAAAAAAUCACGUUGCAACUGUUUUUCGAUGACUUCGGUUAAUUCCGUAACUAGUUCAAAGUGUGAACAGUGAAACAUGGCGUGGUCUCCGGAAGAAAAUGGACUGCGUCAAAUUCUACAAUUAUUGAAAGAAUCUCAGUCUCCUGAUACAGCUGCACAGCGGGCAGUUCAACAAAAACUUGAGGAAUUGAAUACUUACCCUGACUUCAACAAUUACCUCAUUUUUGUGCUGACUAAAUUAAAAUCUGAAGAUGAUCCAACUCGGUCACUCAGUGGUCUCAUCCUCAAAAACAAUGUUCGAGCUCACUUUGAGAAAUUCCCUUCAGAAGUCACUAAUUUCAUCAAAUCAGAAUGUUUACAGAGUAUUGGCGAUUCUUCUCCGUUAAUUCGGGCCACUAUUGGCAUUCUGAUCACAACUAUAGUGGCAAAAGGGGAGUUGAGAAACUGGCCAGAACUGUUACCCAGUCUUUGUCAAUGCCUAGACUCAGAAGAUUACAGUGUUUGUGAGGGUGCUUUUGGUGCAAUGCAGAAGAUCUGUGAAGAUUCUACUGAGGCACUUGACAGUGAUCUUGUAAAUCGACCGCUUAAUAUACUUAUACCAAAGUUUCUUCACUUUUUUAAACAUAACAGUGCAAAAAUUCGUUCACAUGCCAUUGCUUGUGUCAACCAGUUCAUCAUAAGUCGGACUCAGGCAUUGAUGAUGCACAUUGAUUCCUUUAUUGAAAAUCUCUUUUACUUGGCAAGUGAUGAAGAUACUGAGGUCCGUAAGAAUGUUUGCCGUGCUCUGGUGAUGCUUGUUGAAGUGAGAAUGGAUCGCUUAAUACCCCACAUAAAUGACAUCAUUGGAUAUAUGAUGUUACGCACUCAAGAUGAUGAUGAUGCAGUUUCCCUGGAAGCUUGUGAGUUUUGGCUUUCUCUAGCUGAACAACCAAUUUGUAAAGAUGUUUUGGCUCCUCAUAUUAUGAGGCUGGUUCCUAUUUUAGUGAAAGGAAUGAAAUAUUCUGAAAUUGAUAUUAUUCUUUUAAAGGGUGAUGUUGAAGAAGAUGCUACUGUUCCUGAUAAGGAAUCUGAUAUAAAACCUAGAUUUCACCGAUCUAGGACUCACAGCCAAAAACACCAAGAAGGAGAAGAGGAUGGGGAAUAUUCUGAUGAAGGUUUUGAUGACGAUGACAGUCUGUCUGAUUGGAACUUACGUAAAUGUUCUGCUGCCGCUUUGGAUGUUCUUGCUAAUGUAUUCCGUGAUGAACUGCUGCCAAUUCUAUUACCAAUCCUGAAAGAAACUUUGUUUCAUGAAGACUGGGACAUUAAGGAAUCUGGUAUUUUAGUGCUUGGCGCCAUUGCUGAAGGCUGCAUGACAGGGAUGGUUCCUCAUUUACCUGAACUUAUUCCUUAUUUGAUCAAUUGUUUAGCAGAUAAGAAAGCAUUAGUCAGAUCCAUUACCUGUUGGACACUUAGUCGAUAUGCCCAUUGGGUUGUUGGACAACAACAUGAACUUUAUUUAAAACCUUUGAUGACUGAACUUCUAAAAUGUGUUCUUGACACAAACAAACGUGUUCAGGAAGCUGCUUGUUCAGCCUUUGCUACCCUUGAAGAAGAGGCUUGUACUGAACUUGUUCCUUACUUGGGGUACAUUUUGGAAACCCUUGUAUUUGCUUUCAAUAAAUAUCAACACAAAAAUUUGUUAAUUCUUUAUGAUGCGAUUGGCACUUUGGCUGACUCGGUUGGUCAUCACCUGAAUAAACCUGAAUAUGUGAAUUUGUUGAUGCCUCCUUUGAUCCAAAAAUGGAAUGUACUGAAAGAUGAAGACAAAGAUCUUUUCCCCCUUCUUGAAUGUUUGUCAAGUGUUGCAACAGCUUUACAAUCUGGAUUUCUUCCCUAUUGUGAACCAGUCUAUAAGCGAUGCGUUUCACUUGUAGAGCAGACUCUCAACCAAAACUUUGCCAACUUGACACAUCCUGAGCAGUAUGACCCACCAGACAAGGACUUUAUGAUAGUUGCCUUGGAUCUUUUAAGUGGCCUUGCUGAAGGACUUGAACAUCACAUAGAAGGUCUUGUUGCUAAUAGUAACAUCCUUAAAUUGCUCUUUCAGUGUAUGCAGGACCCAAUGCCUGAAGUUAGACAAAGUUCUUUCGCUUUGCUAGGAGACCUGACUAAAGCUUGCUUCCAACAUGUAAAGCCAUGUAUAGGUGAAUUUAUGCCAAUACUUGGUGCUAAUUUGAAUCCAGAAUACAUAUCAGUGUGUAAUAAUGCAACAUGGGCUAUUGGUGAAAUUUCCAUCAAAAUGGGUCAUGAAAUACAGCCAUAUAUAAAUUUAGUUGUCACACCUCUCAUUGAAAUAAUCAAUCGACCUAACACCCCAAAGACUCUGCUGGAGAACACAGCGAUAACAAUUGGUCGCCUUGGUUUAGUAUGUCCGCAAGAAGUCGCCCCUAUGUUACAACAGUUUAUCAGGCAGUGGUGUACUUCCUUGCGGAAUAUCCGUGACAAUGAAGAAAAGGAUUCUGCUUUCCGUGGAGUGUGUAACAUGAUAAAUGUGAACCCAGCUGGUGUUGUACAAGAUUUCAUUUUCUUCUGUGAUGCUGUUGCCUCUUGGGUGCACCCCAAACAUGACCUUAAAGAAAUGUUCUACAAGAUUCUUCAUGGAUUCAAGCAACAAGUUGGAGAUGAGAAUUGGUCCAAGUUUUCAGACCAGUUUCCACAACCUCUUAGAGAGCGACUUGCUGUUAAUUAUGGAGUUUGAUUAUCUAGGUUGCUCACCAAGGAUGGGAAGGGGUUCUAGGGAUGGUCAACAAGCAACCAGGGGCAGCAGCGGCUACGGCAGCAGCAGCAGCAGCAGCCUCAAUCUCAUGGCUACUACUCCAGGGGGCCGUACGUACAGGGGUUGGCGUAGGGGAAGGUAGGGCCAGCUCAGCUAAGUCAGGAGGGGGGUGGGUCCCUGCAAACGACAGUUCCCCAAACCGGAGGAGUUAAUGGAAAUAAUUAAAUUAAACUAUGGAAAAGGUUUUACUGGGGGGUGGAUAAUUUCUAGAUCCCUCUAUUUCCUAAGUAUUAUUACUAACAUAAAACUAUUAUUACUAUUUGGGGAUUGUCAAUUGCCCCUGCAGCAGAAGCAGCAGUCUACUGGAAAGUAAAGCAAAAAAAAAAAUUCAAGUGAUCAUCAGCUUCAUUGGGAGGGAUGUGAUUGGGAGGGAUUUGUACAUGUUUUCUUGUCGUACAGUGUCUGCAUUCCUGCCUCUGCUGACCGACAAACUGAUGAUUAUGCCACUAAACAAGCACAGCAAGCAGCUGCAGUCAUCAACUCCACUACUAUAUUACAACCACCAUCACCAUAACCAACUUGCUGUUCUCUCUUUCACUCCUCCAUAAUAUUCCUUUAAUAUCCUCCUCAAUAAUAUAUGUUGACCCUUGACUGGAUCUGCUUCAGUUUUGUAUUCCCCUCCCUUUUUUUAUUGCAUGCAGCAGCAAAAAAAAAUAUAAUAAAAAAAGACAGAUCCAUCUGUUUGUGGGCUCAACACCACUAAAAUGCGCAUGUGCGUACACAUACACACACACACCAACCAACCAACCUGUUUCUGAUCUACACAUAAAUGUGAUGAUCUCUUCUGUGUGGAGCAGAUUGCCCCUUUAUUGCACUCACAAUGACUUUUGAAAAAAAAUGCAGCUUCAGUGCAGAUGGCAUUAUCAGCUUAACAGAUUGGCGCAAACGGCAACAUUUGCCUGUCAGUCAGUGAUUAGUGUGAACAGCACUUUGCUUGCAUGCACUUAAAUUGCAUGCUCCUGUUAAAUUUUAAACCUGUUGAAAUUUGCACAUGGGUAUUUUAUGUGAGUGUGUUUGUAAGUAUAUAUGUGUAUAUGCAUGUAUAUAUAUGCAUAUGUGUAUAUAAAGUAUGAGUGUAAGUAUAUGCAUGUAUGUAGUGUGUAUAUACAUGUGAAAGUAUAUAAUAUGUAUAUAUUAUAUAGCUGUAUGUAUGAUUCUUUUUCUAGCAAAUCUCCUUGAUGGAGAAGCAUGUCCUAUCGUUACUUCUAUAUUGUAAAAGAAGCGACAAUAAUUGACAAUAAUAGAACGCUCUCUUAAUUGGGCAAAGUACUAUUGCUAUUAUAGGUACUCUAUUACUUAUUACACAACAACGAUUAUUGACUUCCACCACUGGCUUUCAAUUUGUCUGCUGAUAACAUAUUUAUUUUUAUUUUUUUAUCAUGUUGUGCCAGAUAUGGAGGCGGAACAAUAGGAAACACUGCCACCAGUUGGAGACAAAAUAGUUCAUUUGAGUCUGAGGAAAUAUUGUAUAUGAGCUGGACUUAGUUAUAUUUCAUUCUUACUGACGACUCUGAACAUGCAUAUUCUUCCUUUUUCAUUCUAGUCUCAUCCUUUUUACCUCUAGUAUCUCUACACUUUUUUUUGUAUAUUAACUAUACCCCUGUUUUUAUAGAUCCCUUCCUUGUCUGCUAUCUCCCUGAUUAUUCUAAAUGUUUUUUUUUAAAAUUUCACUUUGAUGCUUAUUCAAGAUUUUUAUUGUAUUUUUCAAUUCUGAGAAAAUUUAUUUUUUUAAGACAUCUUUUUAGAAUGUUCUAUCCUUGACAAUAAUUUCAAUGUCUGUUUGCUAAAAUUAAUACUGAUCCCAUAACAACUGUACAUACUUUUUUGAUAAUUUUUCCCUUCCCCUAUUUCUCAUUUGCUCUGAGAAAAUUUGGCUGAAAAUAGUACUGUUUAGUGAUUUAAUAGUGUUGGUUGUGACAGCCCUGCUCUCAUAACUCAGUCGCAAUAUUCCAAAACCUGUUUGGUGCUGAAUUGAAUAACAGUGUCUGUUUCCUGGUGUUUGCCUUUAACUAUUAGGCAAUGUCAAAAGGAACUAAUCAGACUUGAAUGACAUAUUUAUUAUUCAUUUUUAAAAAAAAAGAUUGAAGUAUUUUAUAAUUCCUUUCUACAUACAGUUGCUUUUACCUUCUGUAACUAUUUCGGGUCCAUAUUGCUGUACUGGAGUUAUAAAGAGAUUUUCCUGAGCAAAAUCCUUCUUGGUUCUUUUUCCUUGCAACCUAUUUGUCAUAUUUAGAGCUGCUAGUCUGAGAAUAAUUAAAAUCAAUGAUUAAAUAGAAAACUAGUGAUUUGUUUUUCAUUUAUCAAUUUGCAUCUUAGUUUUUCUUUUUAUGUUUUAGUUUACCUUUCUCAAUAGCAGAUUUAUUAAAUGGAAGCUUUAGGGGCUAAACUAUUUGUUUUGGUCUUUUUUUUUCUUCAGAGAAAUGGUUCCUAUUUCCAUUAUUCUUUGUGGAAAAGGAAUUUAUAUUGCUGACAGUGUUUUUUGUUUAAUGGUUUAAUCAAACAUUCCUCCCUUUCCAUGAAUAGCUUUGUAAAGUUCUGUCUUAUGCCAUGCAUUUUGACACUUAUUUCUAUGGCUUCCUUUUGGUUUGGUCUGUAUAGAUGCCUACACUCUAUCUAGAAACAAUUCUGUGAAGCUACUUCUGCAUGUUGCUAGACUUGACUUAAUCUUUGGAUGACAGUCAGGUUGUCAAAGGUUGACAUCAACACUGUAGUGGACAAAGAAUUAUCCAAACUGGUGAUGUUACAUUACUAUAAGUUAGCCGUACUGUAGUAAUGGUGUGUGACUAAAUUGUAACAGUGUCUUCUGCACCUGGUCUCCUGCUCACUGGCUUUGCAAUGUGUGUUGGCAGCAUUUUGAAAGCAAUGCCCUGGCCAAAAUGGCUAUUUUUUGUGCUACUAUUAUGACAGAUCUAAUCAGUUUGGCUGUUGUUUUGUCUUGUGCACGUUAAAGCAAUUUGACAUCUAUUAUUGUUAUUAUUGUUGGUCACUAUAUAGUUUGAGAAUGGUUGGUAUAUUAUUGUUGUUCGGUAAAGAAAUUCCUACAAUACAGUGUGGCUGUGUUUACAUUAAUGCCUGCCGUUCUCUGGAAAACAAGUGAAAUAGCAUCACAUUGUUGACUGUUGUGAUUGACUAACAUUAUUAAACUUAUGGCAUGCUAACUUUGAACUUUUUUUACCCCAAUAACUGGUCUUAUAUUUUACAGUAGCUAAGCCAGCACUGAAAAAUUGUCACUUUGGUAUUAUAAAAAUAUGCCCAAGUGUCUCUUAGUUUUUGAAAAUGUUUAAAUCUAUUCAUCUACUGCUUUUUAAUUUUUUUUUUUUACCUAAAUAUUUCUUUGCUGUUAACAUUACUAUUAUGGAAGCAAUCAAUGAUGAAAGAUUACUCAACUGCAAACAUUUGUUGAGGCUCAAUUACAAGUAUAAUAUGCUGGCUUUGGCUUUAGCUUAGGCAUUCUAGAAGUCAACUAUUGUCUGCAAUUUUAAUACUGACACUCUACUCUCUCUCUCCUCCCGUCUUCAAUAUUCUUACAAUUAAGGUUACUAGCAGUUGAUUUUUCUGCUUUAGAUUCUGUUCUGGCAGCAACAACAGGUAUAGUGAGCAGCCAGCAAUGUUGGUUAUAAACUGGCUGUAAUGAGUUAACAGGUUAUGUAGUUAACAAAGGCAUAAAGACAACUGUUUCAAUUAACAAGAAACCUAGUUGUCUCUUUAUACUGCCAGACAUUGUCUGCUUGUAUGUUUUGUCUUCUGAUUUUAAAGUAAAGCAUGCUGAAUAAACUGGUUGGUAUCAUGGAAGAA